Trypanosoma theileri is the source of this 825-nucleotide messenger RNA. RefSeq lists its product as uncharacterized. The coding region runs from base 1 to 825 and encodes 274 amino acids. The transcript has a single exon. The record is from RefSeq and is a predicted model, not a curated record. Lineage: Eukaryota; Euglenozoa; Kinetoplastea; Trypanosomatida; Trypanosomatidae.
AUGAUGAUGAUGAUGGGCCGUGUGAUGUGUGUGUUGGCCGUUGUGCUGUGCUGCGCCUGUGGAGCUAUUCUCUCUGUUGGAGUGGCAGCCACUAGUCAUGAUGAAUGGAACGAUUUUCUUGGAACAGCUAUCUAUGAUUAUAAAUGCUUUAAGGAAAAAGAUAAGAACGCUAGUAAGGAUAUGACGUGUGAGGCAUGGAAAAAACAUAAGAAGGAGAUUGGAGAACCGGAUCCCUAUGCUCCUGCCUCUUCAACUCCUCAACCACUACAGAACACGGUAGAUCACCCUGUCCUAACAGAGGCCGUACAACGUCAAGAAAUAACAGGUGAGACUUCAUCACAAGGGGCUGAACUGGGGCAGGGAAGCAAAGGAACGAAAGGGGAUACACCAGAACACUCUGCCAGUGCCUCUGGAGAUGAGGGACAGAAACAAGAGACAGAUGCGACAGAUGGUGCAACCACAUCUCGAGGACAAACGUCAGAUUCUAAUGCAGCAGAACAAGUUAAUCAAGAAACAUCAAGCACAACAGCUAACAGUACACUUGGCAAUUCUAAACCUUAUCAGCAAUCAUCACCUCCAGUUGUUGAUGUGACUGCCGAAUCAGACUCACAAGGAACUACUUCCACUACUCCACAGAGUUCCGUGAGCGAUGUAAGUGAAGCACCAACCACCACUCCAUCUCCUGUACCCAAUGCAGAUAUUAACACCAUCGCUUCCACCGUACAGAAGAAGGCUAAUGUUGACAGCAGUGUCACUCCUGUGUGGAUGCGCACUGCAGCACCGCUGCUGAUUGUGGUUGUGUUGUUCUCCGUUACUGUGUACUGA